Molecule: messenger RNA, 2232 nt
Organism: Epithele typhae
Lineage: Eukaryota; Fungi; Basidiomycota; Agaricomycetes; Polyporales; Epitheliaceae
Product: Sodium/calcium exchanger protein-domain-containing protein
Exons: 16
Coding region: 1-2232 (743 amino acids)
Biological process (GO): intracellular calcium ion homeostasis; calcium ion transmembrane transport
Cellular component (GO): fungal-type vacuole membrane
Molecular function (GO): calcium:proton antiporter activity
Source: RefSeq, a predicted model, not a curated record
AUGCCCACUCCCGGCUCAGCCGACCGCCAUCCAAUCCCCACAUCCAGCCCAAGCAGCUCAUCGCAUUCGUCCGCCGACACACCCCCGAGACCACUUCCACCUCCAGUCAGCAUGUCGCGCUCCUCCACCAGAAACUCGGCAGUCUCCUACGCGUCCUCCAGUCCCUUCAUCCAGCUUCCCACCCCCGAUCCGCCAAGGCGAUCGAUCAUGCAGAGUCUCUUCAACGGGUGGAGAAACCGCUCGACCCAGCAUUCUCCAGCCGGUCUUUUCCCUCAACAGCAUUCAAAUCGAUCCUCGGUCCACAAAUUUCCGAACGCCCCCAAGCCCUCUGUCGGAAUCACGCAUGGAUGGCGCGCCAUCGUGUUCGAUUCAUGGUUCAACCUUCUUCUGCUCUUCCUGCCAGUAGCGGGCAUCCUCAAGCUUGCCUCACCCGACUCUGGGACGCUCAUUUUCUCAGCAUGCCUACUUGCCAUGAUUCCCUUGGUCAAGCUCCAUGAUCUCGCCACCGGCGUUCUUUCCCGUCGGAUAGGCGGCUCUAAAACUGGUCUACUAAACGCCAGUCUUGUGAGUCCGGUGAUAGCUUUAUGGAAAUGCGAGUUACGAGUCGUGCAGUCCAUGCUGGUCGGAGCAAUGCUCAGCAAGCUCCUGCUCAUUCUCGGAAUGUGCUUCUUCGCCGGAGGGUUGAAGUUCUCGGAGCAAGGCUUCGAUUCCACAACGACCCAGAUCCACUCGUCUCUGUUGAACAUCAGUGUUGGAGCGGUGCUGCUGCCUGCCGCUUUUCACUUCGCCCUCACAUAUGGCAAAUCCGGGGAUGGAGAUAGUAUCACCUUACAGCAGCAGAAGGAUGACAUUUUACGCAUGAGUCAUGGCGUCGCAAUUGUCUUGCUUUUCAUCUACGCCUCGUACUUAGUCUUCCAGCUCUGGUCCCAUAAUCACCUCUACACAGACCGCCACCACCAACCCAGCGACAAAUUGCAGGCGGCCGAAACGGUGCGCACUGCCACGCAGCGCGUCCGCGAGAAGGGCAGUGAUCUCUACGAUCGUGCUGUAUCCCCAUCGCUGGAGCGCCUGCGGAGCAACUCCGGCUCACGCGCAACCUUUCGCCCGCUGACAGGCAAGGGUACCAGUCAGAAGUCUUACCCGCCGUGUCGCUCCCAAUCCAGAAUCGAUACGCUGGUCGAGGAGCCUGAGAUGUCACAGAACUCGGAAACGCCCCGCCCUGGAUCCUCGCCGUACCUGCACUCCAGCGCCGCAGCGACAGGCAGCAACUUCAACAGCCGGACCGCACUCCUCUCCUCUCCGCUCGGAACCACCUCUCAACUCACGCUUGCGAACCCCAUCGCAAAGCCCCAACAAAGCGUCCGGCUUGUCACCGACGCGCAGGCAUUCCGGAUCACGACGAGCAACUUGGACUCGGGCUCGGGCUCUGAACCUAGCAGUCCUGACCGGUACUCCCCCGUCUCGGGCCUGGGGAACGGGUCUAGUUCUGAGUCAGAGGCGGAAAGGCGGAAGCCGGGCAUAGGGAAGCGCCCCAGGAGCAGGUCACGUACGCCCAUCAGCGACGUUUUAUCGGCGUACUACUAUGGCGGAGAACCCGUGGAGAUGCACGAACGAGCCCAAACACACUACCGCGACACCAGGCUCAGCACGCUCUCGGACGCGACAAUCGGGGAACCAUGGCAGAGUUCGCCCAUGUGCUCCAGCCCGCCGGAGCAGGUGGAGCUCAGUUGGACGAUGACCAUCGUCAUGCUAACCAUCGUGACCAUUCUCGUCGCGGUCAACGCGGAGUGGAUGGUAGACGCCAUGGACAAUGUCUCACCCUCGCUCGACAAGGAAUGGAUUGGUCUGGUGCUGCUACCCACCGUCAGCGCCAUCGCGGAGUGUGUAACUGCCGUCAACGUGUCGGUCCGCGACCAGCUCACGCUCAGCAUUAGCGUCGCCGUUGGGUCAACUAUUCAAACGGCUCUGUUCGUGAUUCCAGUCAUGGUGAUCCUCGGGUGGAUUCUCGACAAGCCACUUGCGUUGUUGUUCGAUCCGUUCCAGUCUGUUGUAUUGUACAUCUCAGUGACGACAAUGUCCUCAGUCGUCGCGGACGGCAAGUCAAACUGGCUUGAAGGCGUCAUCCUCAUCUGUCUGUACGUCGUCAUCGCCGUCUCGUUCUGGUUCUACCCCGGCUCGAACUUCUCUACCAACCUCGCUGUCUGCAACAUCUCGCCCCCCAUCGAUCUUUGA